AUGAACGAUUACUACGAGGAUCUCAAAGCUGAUCCCAAAUCUUUUUUCUCCAAUAUAAACAAUGCAUUGAGAAAGGGGGGCUAUCGUGGGGUCUUCAAAAAUGGCAAUAUCUUUGCCCAAGUAAUGACAGGUGGACCGCAAAAAAGAAUUAACAAUGAUCCAAGCUAUCGUGGAAUCAAACCAAAAUGGCAACAUCUCGCCGACGAAGACAAAGAUGACGCUAUGACCAAAAUCAACGAUAUGGUAAAAAAAUGUAGUAUCUAUGGUGAUUUGGUCGAAGCCGCUGGAGGGCCAUGGAUUCUUUGUCUGGCCGACCUAUACCCGGACAGCUAUCUUACAAAGGUCAGCAAAGGAGCUAUGGUCCGAGCAGCUGAAUCCUUGUGCAUUGACGGAUUGCGAACAGAAUUUGGUUCUCGGUUUGCUGGUCUUUUCUUUUAGUUCCUGUAUUUUUUAUGUCAUUUUUAUAUUCCUUUUAGUUGUAUUUAUACUUUUUACAUAUAUACUGUACAUAUCAUUAUUAUUGUUAUUAUUAU
Halteromyces radiatus is the source of this 533-nucleotide messenger RNA. RefSeq lists its product as uncharacterized. The record is from RefSeq and is a predicted model, not a curated record. NCBI's taxonomy places the organism in Eukaryota, Fungi, Mucoromycota, Mucoromycetes, Mucorales, Cunninghamellaceae. The transcript is spliced from 5 exons. The coding region runs from base 1 to 438 and encodes 145 amino acids.